This is a messenger RNA of Linum tenue, 240 nucleotides long. Lineage: Eukaryota; Viridiplantae; Streptophyta; Magnoliopsida; Malpighiales; Linaceae. The record is from the annotation of a GenBank genome assembly.
GAAGCUGAAUGUACGAAGACUGUGUCACAACUGCUUGCUUUGUGUUUUCCACCUGUUGCCGAUUCUACGCGUUACCAUUGCUCUGGUCGGAUCGUUUCGGUUGAUUCUUCUAUGCAGUGGUACUACUUGGGUUGUGCGCUUUGUUCCAAAGCAGCCAUAGAUUAUGAUGGUGUUGACAAAUGGUGUGAUGACCACCGUCGUUUGGUGCCUCAACAAACACAGAACUUUUACAAACUUCGG